Messenger RNA from Neltuma alba, 942 nucleotides. RefSeq names its product peroxisomal membrane protein 11-4. The record is from RefSeq and is a predicted model, not a curated record. Bases 29 to 739 code for a protein of 236 amino acids. Gene Ontology annotation, cellular component: peroxisomal membrane. Gene Ontology annotation, biological process: peroxisome fission. NCBI's taxonomy places the organism in Eukaryota, Viridiplantae, Streptophyta, Magnoliopsida, Fabales, Fabaceae. The transcript is spliced from 2 exons.
CUCUCCCUUCUGCAGAAACAAAGAAAGAAUGAAUGACACAGUGGACAAGCUUGUGGUGUUUCUAGCGAAGAGAGAUGGCAUAGACAAGCUGGUGAAGACAUUUCAGUAUGUCUCCAAGCUUUCGAACUGGCGCAUUGAAGAGACCAACCCGGAGAUGGCGAAGAGGUUCAAGAAUUGGGAAGUUUCCUCCGGGCUCAGCCGGAAGGCCUUCAGGACGGGUAGGUUUCUCACCGGCUUCAACCUUCUCCGGCGAAACCCGGGUUCGAACCUGACUCUCCGGCUGCUAGCCAUCCCGGCAAAUGCCGGCGAGAUGAUUUACUUCUUCUUCGACCACGUUACCUGGUUGGCAAGAAUUGGUACGAUAAACGCAGACUUGGCCAAGAAGGCAAGCUUCAUAUCAGCAUUUGGAGAAGCAGUGGGAUAUAUGUUCUUCCUCAUAGCUGAUUUUUUGCUGAUAAAGGAAGGGAUUAAGAAAGAGAGGAAGAUCAGAAGAAGCAGAAGAGAAAUCUCCAAAGAAGAAGAUGAAGAUGAAGAACAAGAGAAGAGGGAUAAGGAUGAGGUUAAGAAGAUUAGGGUUGAUAGGGUGAUGAGGCUAAUGGCAGUGGCUGCAAAUAUUGCGGAUUUGAUCAUAGCUUUGGCUGAGAUUGAACCAAACCCAUUUUGCAAUCAUGCUGUGACUCUGGGGAUUAGUGGCUUGGUUUCUGCUUGGGCUGGUUGGUAUAGAAAUUGGCCCUCAUAGUUCGUAUAUCCCCAACCAAAGAACAAUAAUUAAUUAAAUAAUCUUCGAUAUUUAAUUUCUACUUUUCAGAAAAGGAAUGCCAUAUUGUUAAUGUUUAUAUAUCUUCAUCUUAUAGCCAGAGUACUGUUGGAUAGAUGCUACCAAGUUUUGAUUAACUGGGCUUUAAUUUGUUAUUACUAAUAAUACUCUUUAUUUUUAUCCAA